Messenger RNA from Salvia splendens (bonfire salvia), 615 nucleotides. RefSeq lists its product as uncharacterized. The transcript is spliced from 3 exons. Gene Ontology annotation, molecular function: iron ion binding; 2 iron, 2 sulfur cluster binding. The record is from RefSeq and is a predicted model, not a curated record. Bases 40 to 600 code for a protein of 186 amino acids. NCBI's taxonomy places the organism in Eukaryota, Viridiplantae, Streptophyta, Magnoliopsida, Lamiales, Lamiaceae.
GCUUUCAUUGACGAUCUCAGGUUAUCCUUGUCGAAUCGAAUGGGGAGCCGUACGGAAUCGGGAGUUGUGACUUUCGCCGGAGUCAUACGCGGCCUUGAGCAAUUCACGGCGUCGAGUGGAUCGCUGGACUCCACGGCGAUGGCGUUCGAACAUCUGCUGGCGUCGCUUGCACGCGUGGAGGCGCGCUUCGACGCGAUGGAGCGGCGGCAGAACGUCGCGCAUCCUCCGCCAUGGCCAGACCCAGAGCGGCGGCAUAACGUCGCGCUUCCUCCGCCAUGGCCAGACCCAGACCCAGACCCUCCUUUUGAUGAUUGGCAGCGGUGGCGUGGCGAUUCAGCAAGAAAUAGACCGAUGGGGCCUCGGAAAUGCCAAGUGAUUUUCGACUACUUCUUAGAUGCUUCUCUUGCGGGUGAUAGCGAUUUCAUCGAAGAGAGCUUACGAGACAGUGAAAGAGUGCAGGACGAAGACACAGCACUAUGCAGCGGUGUCCAACAAGCGCUGGAGUCUCCGGCAUACAACACGGGGCGAUAUAGUCCAUCUAUUGAUCAGAUGGCUAUGCACCACUUCCAUUGUCUACUGCAUCAAAAUCUCUCUACGUGAUACCAAAGACGCACC